AUGGCUACACAAGCACGAGAUAUUGCCAACAGGUCGUUAAUGACAAAUUCUAAUGUUCUGAGCGUGUCUACUUCCCCAACGGCCGCUUUCCACAGUCCCCUGUCGAGUCUGGGUGCCUCGCAGCUCGGUCGGGUUGUAACGCAGCCAAAACAACUGAAACCAUUUGAUACGCAAGAUAUCAAGAUCCUGCUCUUAGAAAAUGUCAAUCAAAGCGGCAAAGACAUCCUCAAGGGGCAAGGCUACCAGGUCGAAGCUCUAAAGUCAUCACUGCCAGAAGAUGAAUUAAUUGAAAAGAUCCGCGAUGUCCACGUUAUCGGGAUCAGAUCCAAGACCAGGCUCACUGAGAGAGUCCUCCGUGAGGCCAAACAUUUAAUUGUGGUGGGAUGUUUCUGUAUUGGUACGAACCAGGUCGAUCUCGAGUAUGCUGCGAAGGAGGGUAUCGCCGUCUUCAACAGCCCUUUCGCAAACUCCAGGAGUGUCGCAGAACUAGUCAUCGGCGAAAUAAUUGUGCUUGCUCGUCAGCUUGGAGACCGCUCCAAUGAGUUGCACAGCGGGACUUGGAACAAAGUCAGCGCGAAAUGUUGGGAGAUUCGUGGCAAAACUCUUGGUAUAAUUGGAUAUGGCCAUAUUGGAUCGCAGUUGUCUGUUCUUGCCGAGGCAAUGGGUAUGACCGUCAUAUAUUACGAUGUUGUGAAUCACAUGGCACUAGGAAGUGCAAAGCAGGUUCCUACUCUGGAAGCGCUACUCAACGGCUCCGAUUUCGUCACACUGCAUGUUCCAGAGCUGCCUGAGACGAAGAACAUGAUUGGGGCCCCCCAAUUUGAGCAGAUGAAGACCGGAAGCUACCUGAUCAACGCCAGCCGUGGCACUGUCGUAGAUAUUCCUGCCCUCAUCAAUGCCUCCCGCAAUGGCAAGAUUGCCGGUGCAGCACUAGAUGUUUAUCCCAACGAGCCAGGUGGAAACGGAGACUAUUUCACCAGCAACCUGAAUGCCUGGGCGGAAGAUCUCCGCAGCCUCAAAAAUAUAAUUCUUUCGCCGCACAUUGGAGGUAGCACAGAAGAGGCGCAGCGUUCAAUUGGUGUAGAAGUCGGCAACGCCUUGGUCAGAUAUGUCAACUCUGGUGUGACACUUGGAGCUGUAAAUCUUCCAGAAGUCAGCCUUCGCUCUUUAACCCUGGAUGAACCAAACCAUGCAAGAGUCAUCUAUAUCCAUCACAAUGUUCCCGGUGUCUUGAAACAAGUUAACAAGGUCCUUAGCGACCACAAUGUUGACAAGCAAACAACUGAUAGCAAGGGAGAUGUUGCGUACCUUAUGGCUGACAUCAGUGAUGUUCAACCGGGCGAGAUAAAGGACAUCGCCGAUCGAUUGGAAGUAUUGCCCUCUCGUAUUUUGACACGUUUCCUCUAUUGA
Venustampulla echinocandica is the source of this 1410-nucleotide messenger RNA. Its product is annotated as putative SER33-3-phosphoglycerate dehydrogenase. The record is from RefSeq and is a predicted model, not a curated record. Gene Ontology annotation, molecular function: oxidoreductase activity, acting on the CH-OH group of donors, NAD or NADP as acceptor; NAD binding. The coding region runs from base 1 to 1410 and encodes 469 amino acids. NCBI's taxonomy places the organism in Eukaryota, Fungi, Ascomycota, Leotiomycetes, Helotiales, Pleuroascaceae. The transcript is spliced from 8 exons.